This is a messenger RNA of Kalmanozyma brasiliensis GHG001, 3636 nucleotides long. Its product is annotated as Myc-type, basic helix-loop-helix (bHLH) domain protein. The record is from RefSeq and is a predicted model, not a curated record. Gene Ontology annotation, molecular function: protein dimerization activity. The coding region runs from base 1 to 3636 and encodes 1211 amino acids. Lineage: Eukaryota; Fungi; Basidiomycota; Ustilaginomycetes; Ustilaginales. The transcript has a single exon.
AUGUUUGCUAAUCCAAUGAACCACGGUGGGCCUUCGCCUCAACAACAACAACAGCAGCAGCAGCACCACCACCACCACCAACAGCAGCAACACUACCAAGAGCAUGCGCAACAUCAGCAGCAUCCAGACUCCAUGGAUGGCCAAUAUCAGCACCACCAGCACCAAGCUCAGCUCGAAGCCAUGCGCAUCCUGCAGCAACAGCACAUGCUGCCCAGCAUCGUCGCUCCCAAGCAGGAAGAGCUCGGUGUCAUGCACAACCAGCCCUCCGGUCCCUGGUCCAGCGACGACUAUGAUUCCAUGAUGCGCACCAUCCUCGAUGCUACCCUGCCCUCCGACCACUUCACCGACCUUGAGGCUCCUCCCUCCCUCGCCUCGUUCUCCGCUUCCUAUGCCGGCUCCUAUGUCUCUGGCUCGAGCGACAGCGGCGCCAGCCCCAACAGCAUCAACGACCUCGUCUACGGUGCCGCCCAUUUCCCCACACCGCCUGAGUCCGAUGUUGCACCCUCGGCUCGCAACAUGUCCUUCUCGAUGGCUCCCCACAACGGUGCCGUCAUCAGCCCGGACGGUAGUUUCGAGCUUGGCAAUGCUUCUUAUGCGCAGUCCUAUCACGGCUCCGAUACCACUUCGCCGUAUACCCAGAACUUCAACUUCAACGCAUCAUCAUCCACCUCGCCGUUCGGUCUGCAACCUAUGCAGCUUCCACCCCAUUCAAUGGCUCCCAGCGAUACAUCUUCGCUCGCCGUCGCUCAACCACCUCAGCCCUCCGCAACCAUGUCUCAGCAGUGGAACCCAUCUUUCCUCGCGCCCAGUCACGACGCCAUGCCAUCGUCCAUGCCAGCCACCACCAACAACGUCAGCAGCGCCAGCCGCAAGAGAAGCGCUGCGGAUGCCGUAAAGCCGGCAGCAAAGAGGGCUUCGGUCGUUGCUGCCACCAAAGCAGAGCCGACCGAUGACGCUCCCAAGGCCAAGAAGGCAAAGGCGACUGUCGCAGCCGCCGAGUCCAAGGCGCCCUCGACCGGCACUGCAGCGCCCAUCAGUCACCUCAGCAGCAAGCUCCCUCACAUGGAGGUCGGCAGUAACGCGACCGCUCUUGCCGCCAUCGAGAGGCUAAAAGCCAAGCGACUCCAGGAAUCUCAAGCUGCCGCCAAGGCAGCCAGCGAACAGGCUGCAGGACUCGGUGUCGCGCAGAGUUCUGCAUCAGCGACCUCCGCCGACAAGAUCAGCCUCGAUCCCGCCACUCGCCAGCAGAAGAAGGUCGCCCACAAUGCGAUCGAGAGGAGAUACCGCAACAACAUCAACGACAGGAUCGCCGCCCUCCGUCGUGCUGUGCCGGCCUUGCGCGAGAUCCGUCCACGAAAGACGCCAUCCGGUCGCCGAAGCCGAAAGGCGCAGCAAGAGGAGGACCUUGUCGAUGGUGUUCCUGCUGCGACCAAGCUCAACAAAGCUACCAUUCUCGGCAAGGCCACUGACUACAUCAAGUACUUGAAGUCGCGAGAGCUGCGACUGAACAGCGAAGUCGCCGGUCUCCGGGAGCUCGUCCGCAGUCUCGAAGGAGGCGAGGAGCUUCUCGAGCUCUGGGAAUCCGAGAUGGAUAAGGUCGUGGCGGAACAAGAAGCCAUCGCGGCCGCCGUUGCCGCAAGAGAAGAGGAAGAAGCCGAACAGGCUGCCGGCAAUGGCGAAGCUGAGGACGAUGAUGACGAUGAUGAAGAGGCGGAUGACGACGAGAACGAGGCCGACACUGCCGAGAGUUCGUACGCCAGCGCUGGAUCCUCAUCCCCUCCGUCUGCGCGCAGCCGUCAAGGAUCCAAGGCGGGACGAGGCCGUCGCUCCGGCAUUGGUGGCGCCAUUUCUUCGGUCGCCUCCUCUCGCUACAUGCUGGCCACCUUCCUGGGGAUCAGCUUCAUCGGAUCUGGCACUGAAUUUGCUCUCGACGCUACCGCAUCCGAUGGCUCUGUUUCUGUUGCUCGUCCUGCCGUCGGAAAGCUCGCGGUCGGCGCGAGCCGUCAAUUGCUCAAGCGUUCCGCGACCUACAUGGCACCUGCUACUUCCAUCGCUCAGGAUCCUCAUGCCUUCGACGCUGUUCCCACGCAUGCCCUCGCCUUCGAAGUGCUGCGCAUCGUCUCGUUCGCCUUCUGCUUCCUCUUCCUCGUUUGGCCGAUCUUCUCCCGUCUCUUUGGCUCGCGCUCGUCGCCUUCGGGGGCACACAUCGGCGACGCCGAGGAUGGGCAAGAUGCAAGGAGCGGCAACACAACCCGCAAGCUGCGCUUGGCGUUGACCAAGGGCGAGAUGGAUGUCGCCACUUUCGACACUGCCAUGCGUGCCCGCGUCGCAGCACCUACUUCUGGCUUCUUCGCUGCGCCUUCCGUGGCCGUUGCCGCGUCGCGUCUUGCUCUCAGCCGCGUCUCCCGCGUCUACAGGCUGCUGCCUGCUGGCAAUGUGUCCAACGAGGAUGCAGCAGCUCUCUGUCGCCUCCUCGAGGUCGAGACUCUGUGUGAAGGCAAGUCGCAAUCGUCUUGGCUGCUCCGCCUCCACACGGCGCUUCGCCUCGCCAACAGCGACCUUGUCCGUGGCGCUCGCGAGAUUGCCUCGCGUGACCCUGUGUUGGCCUUGCCUCGCCUUCAGGCAACGCUCGCGCUCUCGCUCGCUCGUCUGGGUGAAGGUGUUGACUCUGUCCAGGACAUUGCCGACCAACUUUGGACGGACGCUCGAUCGAGUCUCGGCGAUGCAAUUCCUUCCUCCAGCAAAAACGCUUUGUCGCCCUCUGCGUCUGACAAAGACGAGAGCUUGAUUUACACGGAAGACGCUUCGUGGCUCUCGUUUGUGCUCUCGCUCGACCUCGACACUGCGCUCGACUUGCUGGCUUCUGCCUCGUCGGCCGACACCCGCAAUUGCGACUUUUCUCCCGUGCUUGCCAUCGCCGACGUCUAUUACUGCACACGCCUGACCGCUGUGUGGAGUCGUCUGCUGGCCAGCGUUGUGCAGGCAUCGUGCCCUUCGUCGGCCGACACCCACCCCGGUGCGCUCGUUCGUGACUUUGUAUCGCUACAAGCGAAGCAGAGGCUGGACCUGCACAUCGUCCAAGAUGCCGAGCAGCGCAAGACGCUGCACGCCGAGAUCACCUUGCUCGCCCGCACUGCUCCACCCACCCCUCGCGCUUGGCAGAUGGCUCAAGUGACGCUGGCCACCUGGUCCGCUGUGCUGGGCAACCUCGCCCUGGCCCGCCACGUCGCCUCGCUCCUCCACGAGCACCCCUUCUCCACCGAGUCCAGUGUCAAGCUGGCCAGCGUUGCAACGCUGCACACGUUCGUCGCGACCACACCGUCAGACAGCGCAGUAGCAGCGCGCGACGACCUCGACGCCAAAGCCACGCUCUUCCUUACCUGGCUCGGCUUCCUCCGCACGUUUGCCGACAGCCGUACUGACGUCGCGGGCUUGCACUCUGCCACCCUGCACGUGCGCAAGCUCGUCGCCAACAUCCCCGCCCAGGACGAGGACGAGCUGGAAGGAUGCUUGGAUGCCAUUACGGAUCUAUGCACUGCGCUGGGGAGGAGAAUCAACAGGUUGCCCGCAGAAGGCGGCUUGGCAAGGAAGAUGCUCGAUGCCGCCGAGGAGAGCGAUUCGGGAGUCGAGGUGUAG